GGAAAAACUCAAUCUAAAGAUUUAUAAAACUUCUGUAUCUAAAGAACCCGUGCCCGAAAAAACCCUAAACGUGACUUUAAAAUUUCAUACUUGUCAAAAUUUACACCAGGUACGUAAUGUAUUUUCACUUUUAUAAAUUAUCAACAACCAUCAAUAUAACAAAUUCUAAGCACAAUAGCAAUAUCAGAUCUAAAUUCAGACUAAAUAAAUCAUAACAAUCUCAAUAAUGAGUUACGCCACACCGGAGGAUCGGUUGAUAACUCAGAUGAUCAUACCUGUCUCGAAAGAAACCUAUUUCAAUACUAAAUGGAAGCCGGAGAAGGAGCCUCUAUGUGCCUACGAUAUGCUGUACCAUCCUCCAGACUAUAAUCCCAAGUCGGCCAGAUCCGACCGACAGGAGCCGAAGAUCAUAAGGAAAAAUAUAUGGAACCAGGAAUACCAUAAAGGCAUCUCCUCCACGGCGCACUUCAUGCUUGGCAGACCUAAGUGGAAGCCAAAAGACUGGCCCACAAAGGAGUAUGUGAGGGUUGUAGUGAAAAAUGAAAAUCCUCAUAUGCGUAUUCACAAUGUUCUGGAAUGGGCAAUAUUGCUCAGCGACGGAAAGCCAACUCUGUGCGAAUGAAGAAAAGUAUAUUUUUAUUCACGACAGAAAAUCUUGUCAGAAGUGUAUUUUUUAAUUUUUAAUACUACAGUACUUAAAAAAUUAACGGCAGUAGUAUUACAACCUUUUAAAUUUAUAAAU
Messenger RNA from Amyelois transitella, 742 nucleotides. RefSeq lists its product as uncharacterized. The record is from RefSeq and is a predicted model, not a curated record. Lineage: Eukaryota; Metazoa; Arthropoda; Insecta; Lepidoptera; Pyralidae. The transcript is spliced from 3 exons. Bases 227 to 622 code for a protein of 131 amino acids.